Molecule: messenger RNA, 3435 nt
Organism: Chrysochloris asiatica (Cape golden mole)
Lineage: Eukaryota; Metazoa; Chordata; Mammalia; Afrosoricida; Chrysochloridae
Gene: MIS18BP1
Product: MIS18 binding protein 1
Exons: 16
Source: RefSeq, a predicted model, not a curated record
AUGAUUACAACUCCUUUGAAACAUCCAGGAAUUUAUUUGUCUUCAGAGACACCUCAAAGGAAAAAUAUGCCCAUGCAUGCAAUAUUUUUUGACAGUAUUCCUUCAGGUACACUUACUCCUGUAAAAGAUUUGGUAAAAUAUCAGAACUCAUCUUUAAAACUCAAUGACCAUAAAAAGAAUCAAUUUCUAAAAAUGGCAACUUUUAAUAAAAAAAUACUUCAGUCUACCGUGCUAACAGAAGCUAGCACCUCUAGCAGUUUUCUUGAUAUAAGUGUUAUAAAGCCCAAUAAGGAUCGAUUCAAAAAUAGAACAAACUAUGAAUCUCCAGGGAAAAUAUUUCAAAGGAUGAAAGAAAAAGUACAACGUGAUAAACAAGAGCAAGCAUCAAGCAGCAGUUGUUUUUUGAAACCACCAGAAAGGGAAAGUAAUAAAACCUUGGGUCCUGAUAGAGCUGAGAAAAGACUGUUGCAGCAUACCUACCUCUGUGAAGAAAAGGAAAACAACAAAACAUCUCAAUCCGGUAAGGAUUCACUAAGAGGUUAUAAAGUCUUAAGUGCUUAAAAUGUGUCAGGCACUGUAUUAGACUCAUCAUAUAUUUUUCUUCCAACAAAACAAAAGAUUCGACAUCAACAAGUUAAAAACUAAAAUACAAAACAAAAAGCCCUGCCAAGUUUAACGUAUGAGUUUCUAAUUCCGAAGCCAGAACAUGAAAAUAUUACAGCUGCAGGAGUCUCAUUACGUGGAGCUCAGUUGGCGAAACAAAUUUCUCACUCAAAAGAGACUGCAUUUGCAACCACUAAGUCCAAAAAGGGUACAUUUGUUUUAGAAAGCAUUGAUUCUGCUGAUGAAAAAUCCCAAAAUACUACUGUUGAGACUCCUACUAGUAAUUGUGUUUCUACUAAAAAUGGCACUCAGUUAAAUGUUUCUGAGAGUCAGGUGACAACAGAAGGCAUUUCACAACAAGAAACUAUGAAAGGAAAUGAAAAAACAAUGCCCAAAGAGGCAGCUCUUCUAUGUGCUCUGAAUACUACAUGUAAAAUUGUGCUUGCAACUCCAAGACAUAACAUAACAAUACCUCGAAAAUCUAAAGGAAGAUCAGAAAGAAAGAAAAAGCUUUCUACUCCAAGUAUAUUUCAAAGUAUUACAAAUGGAGUUAAAAAAAAUAAGGUAGUCCAGCUACAGGAAUGGAUGGUUAAAAUCAUCAAUGAUAACACUGCUAUAAUUGUAGAAGGAAAAUUAAUAGAUUUCACUGAUAUAUAUUGGCAUAGCAAUAUAAUUAUAGAACGUAUUGACUACAACAAACUUAGGACUUUGUCGGGCAAUAUUUAUAUUUUAAAAGGAAUGAUAGACCAGAUUUCCAUGAAAGAAGCAGGAUAUCCAAGCUAUCUCAUAAGGAAGUUUAUGUAUGGAUUUCCAAAAAACUGGAAAGAGCACAUUGAUAAUUUCCUAGAACAAUUAAGGUAAACUGAAAAGAAAGGAAAAAAGGCCAGACAAAAACAGAAAACUGGAGCAUCUGUCCGUGAUAUACCCAAAUCACUGAAACCUGGUGCAGGAGAUCAAGCAGAUGGCCUACAAAAAGCCAGCACCACUUAUAACCUUGAUUAUGAUAACUUGGAAGCUACAAAAUUAAACGUUUGCCAUAGUAAUCACCAAAAUACACCACCAUUAAAGCUCUCAGAUGACCAAAUAAGUAAUACUAUUCAGAAUGGAAGGAGAUGUGAUUUAUCUAACCAGGAAUUAUUAGAGGAAAACAAAUAUAAAAAGUUGCCUUCAAAGAAACUCGAUAUUUGUAAAAGAACAAAUGAAAAGAUAAUUACAAGUCAAAAGCAAGAAAGAUCUGAAAACUCAAAUACCUCCACUGAUAUUCUGACCUCAAGAGAACAGCUUUUCUCAGAUGAAGAAAGAAAACUCAUGGCUAUCAAUCAUAAGAAGGCUUAUAUUUUAUUAACGCCACUUAAAUCAAAAGAAGUGAUAGAACAAAAAUGUAUGAAGUAUAAUUUGUCUAGUAGUAACAUUAAAACAAUAACAAACUCUGCAUUGCCAGAGCAUCCAAAAGAAAAUGAGUCAGACUUAAAUAGAACUACAAGUUCCAUCAGGAAGGCCACAAGGAUUUUAGGAAAUACAUUUGAGUAUAGUGUGGAUCAUAAAAGUGAAAACAGAAAAGAUGUCAGUGAAUGUGAUGUACUCACUACUGUCAAGCAGAAAAUAAGAAUACCUACCCCUAAAAAGAAACAAAUGGAGACCUGUAACUUUAAGAAAAAUACAAGAUUAUCAACACUGAAAGAAACUGAAAAUCAAGUAGCUAUGCCAUUUCACAAGCAUCAGUUAUCAUUAGGUCUGUCUAGUGAAGAAAGUGAAACAGAGAAGAAAAGUAAAAAGAAAGUUAGGGUUGUUAGGAAAACCAAAGCAAGAAAUACUAAAACAGUGGCCCACCUGAGAAAAAGCACAAGAAAUACCACAAGCAACAUCCCUGUGAUUUCUGAAUCUGAAACAGAAGAAAGUGAAAGUGAAUAUUACAUCAAACAAAAGAAAAUUGAAUCUUCUGCUAACGAAACUGUUCAGAAAUCUGAUAGUAGGAAUGAGUUUCCUGUUUUUGAGGCGAUGGGAUCUAAUAAGACUUACAGAGUUCCCUCAGAAUGUUUAGAUGGUUUAACACAAGAUGAAGAAUGGAAUGAGAAGGAGUUAGAAAAACUUAAUCGUGCUUUUGCCUCCCUGCCAAAGCACAAGCCUGGUUUCUGGUCAGAAGUAGCCUUAGCUAUAGGAUCUCGAUCUGCUGAGGAAUGCCAGAAGAAAUAUAUAGAAGAUUCCCAAAGAAAUGGAUUCCAGAAAUGUAUCACUAAGAAAAAGCCAGCCAACCUCAAAAGUCAAAAUGGCAAGAUAGAUAGUGCUGAUAAGAAGCAAACUGUUAAGAUAACUGCCAAAGUGGGAACUCUUAAAAGGAAGCAACAGAUGAGGGAUUUUCUGGAACAGAUGCCAAAAGAUGACCAUGAUGAUUUUUUCAGUACAACACCUUUACAAAAUCGAAGAGUACUGUUGCCAAGUUUUCAGAACCAUCAAGAAGAGGAUGAUGAUACUCUGCCAAAUAUGGAUAUGAAUCCAAUAACUCCAUCAUCAGUUAUAUUUCCAUUGGCAAAAACUCCUCAGUGUCAGCAUGUCAGUCCUGGCAUGCUAGCCUCUAUAAAUAGGGAUGACUCUGAUAAAUAUGUUUAUCAUAUGCAAAAAAAGCAUAAAAGUAAUGGCGGUAUUGUCUGGGGCAACAUCAAGAAAAAAACAGUUGAAGCUGAUUUCGUAACUCCAGUAUCUAGAAGAAAAACCAUAGCUAGCAAAGAUUUAGAAGAUAACUCUGGUAUUGGAAAACUUUUCACAAAUGCUAUGGAAUCACUAGAUGAAGAGGAGAAAGAUUACUAUUUUUCUAACUCUGACUCUGCAGAUUAA